AUGGCGGCCGCCGCCGCAUCAUACAAGGACCGGCAAUUCCUUGCCGUUAUUGGCGAUGAAGACUCCGUUACCGGUCUUCUGCUCGCUGGCAUCGGGCAUGUGACUGAAGCGCCGGGUUCUCAGCGAAACUUCCUUGUCGUUGAUUCUAAGACCGAGACGUCGGAGAUCGAACGAGCCUUCCAGAACUUCACCCAGGAGAGGAAAGACAUCGCUGUGCUCCUGAUCAACCAGCAUAUCGCAGAACGCAUCCGCCACAGCGUCGACACAUUCACUGAUCCCUUCCCGGCUGUCCUUGAAAUCCCCAGCAAAGACCAUCCCUACGAUCCGGAGAAAGACAGUGUUCUCAAGCGCGUCCGCCGCCUGUUUGGAGAGUAG
Messenger RNA from Penicillium paradoxum, 375 nucleotides. RefSeq names its product H(+)-transporting V1 sector ATPase subunit F. Gene Ontology annotation, cellular component: fungal-type vacuole membrane; proton-transporting V-type ATPase, V1 domain. The record is from RefSeq and is a predicted model, not a curated record. The coding region runs from base 1 to 375 and encodes 124 amino acids. Gene Ontology annotation, biological process: proton transmembrane transport. The transcript has 5 exons. Lineage: Eukaryota; Fungi; Ascomycota; Eurotiomycetes; Eurotiales; Aspergillaceae. Gene Ontology annotation, molecular function: proton-transporting ATPase activity, rotational mechanism.